This is a messenger RNA of Rosa chinensis, 918 nucleotides long. Its product is annotated as UDP-glucose flavonoid 3-O-glucosyltransferase 7. Gene Ontology annotation, molecular function: UDP-glycosyltransferase activity. Bases 1 to 918 code for a protein of 305 amino acids. The record is from RefSeq and is a predicted model, not a curated record. Lineage: Eukaryota; Viridiplantae; Streptophyta; Magnoliopsida; Rosales; Rosaceae. The transcript has a single exon.
AUGGCUGCUUCAUCCUCACCUCUCCAUGUAGUAAUCUUCCCAUUCAUGGCUCAAGGCCACACUCUUCCAUUGCUAGACAUAUCCAAGGCAUUAUCAUUCCGUGGCCUCAAAGUAACCAUCAUCACCACCCCAUUAAACGCACCGUUCAUCCACUCCAAAGUCUCAGACCGCAUCUCAUCAAUCUCAGUCUCAGUCAUCCCAUUUCGAAUUGUUCCAGACUUGCCACAAGGCUGUGAAAACACUGCUAAUCUUCCUUCGGUGUGGCUAGACAUAUUAGCUUCAUUCAUCACAGCCACCAAAAACAUGAAGCAGCAUUUUGAAGCUCUUCUUAAGGAGAUGGUCGAAACUGGUUCCCGCCCAAUUUGUGUAAUCUCUGACUUCUUCCUCUCUUGGACUCUCGACACAUGUCGCUCUUUUAACAUUCCUAGGGUUGUGUGUCAUGGAAUGGGGGUGUUACCCAUGUUUUCCGACCCAUGCAAAACGUCGUCUGAGUUUGACGUUAUAGAGUUACCGAGUUUGACACUUCCAUUCACAUUGAACGGGUCAGACCUGCCCGUUUGUGACCCUGAUGACCUGUUUAUCCGGGUCAUAUUAGAGGUUGAGGAAGCAGACAAGAAUAGCUGGGGUGUGAUUGUGAAAAGCUUUCAAGAGCUUGAAGGUGAGUAUGUGACUGCAUUGGAAGGUUUGUACCACAAAGAGGCCAAGGCAUGGUGCGUGGGGCCGGUUUUGCUCUAUGAUUAUAUUCAAGAGCAAUCUGGAGCGUCCGAUGGUAAGAGUCAAUUUUGCGGUCCAUACAUCGAGUGGCUGGAUAAGCAAGAGGGAUCUAGUGUGGUGAUCUACGUGUCGUUUGGUACGCAAGUGAGAUUGUCCAAGGAACAGAUGGACGAGAUUGCUUAUGGACUAGAGAUGGUGGGGUAA